This is a messenger RNA of Tricharina praecox, 1286 nucleotides long. Its product is annotated as Fcf2 pre-rRNA processing-domain-containing protein. The transcript has 3 exons. Gene Ontology annotation, biological process: RNA processing. Gene Ontology annotation, molecular function: RNA binding. NCBI's taxonomy places the organism in Eukaryota, Fungi, Ascomycota, Pezizomycetes, Pezizales, Pyronemataceae. Gene Ontology annotation, cellular component: nucleolus. The record is from RefSeq and is a predicted model, not a curated record. The coding region runs from base 192 to 1010 and encodes 272 amino acids.
UCUAGACUCCGGAGUGGGUGCUCUGCCAUGCUGAUCCAUGUUACACAGGAUGGCCGAUUACUAAACAUUUGCUACCAGUCUCAUUUCCCGGGUAACUAUCAGCAAGGGCUAGCCCUUGGCUUCCUUUUGGUACCUGACUUUUUUUUUCUCUCAUCGCUCUUCAGACCGUCCGUCUCGCUCCUCUUCCCAAUAUGUCUGCAGCCACACUCCCCACCCUCCGAAACAACAAUCACUUUGACGUGGUCAUCCCUAUCUCUUCUACCGGCCCACAUCCGGGAACUGCCCUCUCCACACUCACACGCAUCGACGAUGAGGACGACGACGAUGAGCUGUCCGACGAAACCAUUGCGCGGCUGUUGCGCGAGGCAGAGCAGCGGAUGAGAAAUGAUACUGGCGGGGCCUCAUCAGCACUGCAAAAGACAAACACCGAUCACAGUCUUACAUCCAUCAGACUACCUAAACUAGACCCUGGUGCGUCACUACCGAAACUUCCCAUCAGUUCCUACGGCUCUGUUUCGCAUAUCACGGACCGGAUGAUGCUGGUGUCCAAGGACGACCAAAAGCUGGCAAACAGCACACGACCAGCCGCCACUGUGACUGCAAACAAAAAACCAUCCAAGGAGCCCCCGCCAACCGCCGGAACAGCGUGGUACGACAUGCCGCGGACGGUCCUCACGGACUCGUUCAAGCGUGACUUCACGCUGAUCAAGCACCGCAACGUGCUCGACCCACACCGGCACUACAAAAAGGACUCCUCGGGGAUCCCCGAGUACUCCCAGGUUGGCACCGUGAUCGAAGGCAACGCGGAGUUCUACAACGCGCGCAUCAACCGCCGCGACAGAAAGAAGACUAUCCUCGAAGAGGUCAUGGCCGACUCCGCAAGCCGCUUGCGCUUCAAGCGCAAGUUCGACGAUAUACAGAAAUCAAAGAAGAGCGGAAAGAAGGAGUUCUAUAGGAACCUUAAGGCUCAGCGGAAUAAGCUCGUUGCUAAGCAUGGGCCUGCUAAAUGAUUCAUAUGCUCGCUCGCUCGCUCAUUCCGUUCUGUCGCUGGCGUUUCGGGGUUGCUUUUUGGGGUCUGGGGGAAUUAAAAAAGUGCUUUUACAUACAUACGUUUCUUGCUUGCCUCUUGCUUGCGUGAGGUUGGGAGAAGUGGUUGGUUGGUAGUGGUUGAUGGUUAGGAUGAAGGAACGAAUCCUGGAGGGACAACACAUGCGGUCCACACACGCACACACACCUGCUUACCUACCUAUAGUAAUAGAUUCACCUUGAUGAAAUAAUACCUACAC